Helianthus annuus (common sunflower) is the source of this 878-nucleotide messenger RNA. RefSeq names its product protein P21. Gene Ontology annotation, biological process: defense response. The transcript has a single exon. Lineage: Eukaryota; Viridiplantae; Streptophyta; Magnoliopsida; Asterales; Asteraceae. Bases 26 to 697 code for a protein of 223 amino acids. The record is from RefSeq and is a predicted model, not a curated record. Gene Ontology annotation, cellular component: extracellular region.
CACUUAACUCUCACCCAAAACCACAAUGACCACCAACACCCUUUCCACUUUCAUUCUACUUGCUCUUCUUCUUCUUCACUCCACCAAUGCAGCCGUUUUCAAUAUCCGAAACAACUGUCGGUACACCGUUUGGGCUGGUGCGGUUCCUGGUGGAGGCCGACAACUUAACCCAGGCCAAACAUGGUCCUUAAACGUCGCAGCUGGCACAGCAGGAGCACGUAUAUGGCCCCGAACCGGUUGCAACUUUGAUGGCUCAGGGCGUGGCAGGUGCCAAACCGGUGAUUGCAACGGUCUCCUCAGAUGCCAAAACUAUGGAACCCCACCUAACACGUUGGCUGAGUUCGCUCUCAAUCAAUAUCAAAAUCUUGAUUUCUUUGACAUUUCUCUUGUGGACGGAUUCAAUGUGCCGAUGGUAUUUAGACCCAACUCUAAUGGGUGCAGCCGUGGUAUCUCGUGUACCGCGGAUAUCAAUGGGCAGUGCCCGAACCAGUUACGGACUUCUGGUGGGUGCCAUAACCCUUGCACCGUGUACAAAACUGAUCAGUAUUGUUGUAACUCUGGAAAUUGUGGACCAACUGAUUUAUCAAGGUUUUUCAAGACGAGAUGUCCUGAUGCUUAUAGUUAUCCUAAGGAUGAUCAAACUAGCACAUUUACAUGCCCUGGUGGAACCAACUACGACGUUAUAUUCUGCCCUUGAUCAAAGCCAUUUGAUAAUAUAAUCAAAUUACUGUUCGAGUUAUAAGAAACAAGAACCUAAAUAAAUGUUGUAAUGAAUAAGUUAAGGUUCCUUAUUGUAUUACAUUGAAUGAAUCAGUAAUACUCUAAUGACCUUUUUCUUGUAUCUUUCUAAUGUAAUGUAAAAGUGUGAUUUUGUCUUC